Molecule: messenger RNA, 590 nt
Organism: Oreochromis aureus
Lineage: Eukaryota; Metazoa; Chordata; Actinopteri; Cichliformes; Cichlidae
Product: serine/threonine-protein kinase Chk1-like
Exons: 3
Coding region: 27-284 (85 amino acids)
Source: RefSeq, a predicted model, not a curated record
UGCCAGUGUAGCAGAAAUGAUGACGGAUGAUGAUGGCAGCAGCAGCCGUUCUUCUCUGCUCGCCGUGGCAGAGGUUGGUGCGGAGAAUGACCCGUUUUUUCACUACUGUCAGUGCUGAUGACUCCUUAACUGCCCUGAAAGACAUCUGUGAAGGCCUGGCACUUGGUUUCAAACUCACUAGCACCAAACAGGGUGAUGGUUUGGAGUUCAAGCGUCUCUUUGUGAAGAUCAAACACAAGCUCGGUGACAUAAUCAGCACUCAGAAGAUUUUGGUCCCCAUCUAGUGAGCAGAUCUACACACUCUCUACUGUGGACUGUAGAGAGGCAAACCUGUGUAUAUAUUUACUUGUUUUGUUGCUGUUUUUCAUGUGUUCUGCUGUUUUGUUUUUUUGCUUUUCUAUCAUUGUGUUAGAGUUGAGGUGAAGUCUGACUCUUCUUAGUAAAUAGGUGUGUGUGUGUGUGUGUGUGUGUGUGUGUGUGUGUGUUAGAGUAUGUCUACAUUGUCAUUUGUGUUUCUGCUAUUAAAGACUGAUGAGUUCUGAUUAUGUUUAAACAGUCCAAAGUCUUGAAUAAAUUAUUAAAAGACCAAA